This is a messenger RNA of Juglans regia (Persian walnut), 684 nucleotides long. RefSeq lists its product as uncharacterized. NCBI's taxonomy places the organism in Eukaryota, Viridiplantae, Streptophyta, Magnoliopsida, Fagales, Juglandaceae. The record is from RefSeq and is a predicted model, not a curated record. The transcript has a single exon. Bases 1 to 684 code for a protein of 227 amino acids.
AUGGAACAGAUGGCAUGGUUGUGCAUGGGGGAUUUUAACAAAAUCCUGACUAAUGUUGAAAAGUUUGGUGCUGCUAAUAAACCAAUCUCUCAGAUGGAGAGUUUCAGAGAGGCCCUCUAUGAUUGUGAGUUAACUGACUUGGGGUAUAAGAGAUCCAUGUAUACCUGGAGCAAUAAGAGAGAAGGGGGAGAGUUUACCAAAGAGAGACUAGACAGGGUCUUAGGCAAUGGUGAUAUGCAAAUGUCCUAUAGUAGCUGUCUUGUCCAAGUCUUACAUGUGAUGCACUUUGAUCACAAUCCUUUAUUUAUUUUAUGUGAGUGUGAAGAUGAGAUGCAAAGAAGACUUGUGAAGAUUUUCAGAUAUGAAGCUCUUUGGUCCAAGAAGCAAGAGUGUAAAGAGUUAAUUAAAAGGGUAUGGGGUGCUUCAAUCACAGGCUGUAAUACUAUGAGCUCUCUGAAACUUGGUCUUGCUCAUUGUAGAAACCAAUUGACACAUUGGUCCAAAGCAGUGAGAGGGGACCAUAAGAAGCAACUUAGCCUCAAAAGGGAUAUGAUUCAGGAAUUACAGAAUAUAAGUCACGGGGACUUUAAUGAGACUAUCAAGGGGCUUCAAGCAGAGGUUGAUGUUAUAUUGGAGGAUGAGGACUUCAAAUGGACGCAAAGAGCCAAGGAGAAGUGGCUUUAA